Arabidopsis thaliana (thale cress) is the source of this 1096-nucleotide messenger RNA. Its product is annotated as phosphoribosylformylglycinamidine synthase. The record is from RefSeq and is marked reviewed. NCBI's taxonomy places the organism in Eukaryota, Viridiplantae, Streptophyta, Magnoliopsida, Brassicales, Brassicaceae. Bases 152 to 760 code for a protein of 202 amino acids. The transcript has 5 exons.
ACCCCAAAGCGAAUGGUAACAGAAGACAAAAACCUAUGGGCAUAACUGUCUUUACCUUAUCCCUCGCCAACGCCAGAAAUUUUAUAAAUAACCAAACGCAGCGUUGUGUCUUUUUUUCGUUCGACUCAUCUCCAAAGAGAAGCUUCAAAAAAUGGCUUGCAAAACGAUUUUGCGUUCCGUUUUCGUAUCGGAAUCACGACGGACUUCCGGCGCACGUAGAUGCUUCUUUCUCCCUCCUUCUCCAGCAUCAGUUCCAGUCCAUGGUUUGUUCCCGGCGCCAAAGAGUCUAUGUUUCAAUGGUUUUGCAUCUGUUCCCGAGCGGGCUACUCGGCUUAAUUGCAGCCAUAACGAUCAAUCCGAUCAAGGUCCGCCUCAAGAAGCUGUUCUCAAGGCAAUCUCAGAAGUGUCAAAGACUGAUGGGAGGGUUGGGAAAACUACUAACAUGAUUAUUGGAGGCACUGUGGCUGAUGAUUCUGCUAAAGAUUGGCUCGAACUUGACCAAAAGGUCAAUACAUACCCAACAGAAAGAGGGUUUACUGCAAUUGGGACUGGUGGCAAUGACUUUGUGCAUGCUAUGGUUGUUGCUGUUGAAUCUGUUAUUGACCGACAAAUUCCAGAGGACUGUGUAAAGCAGACUUUAUCAAGCAAAGGAAAAUAUGUGUCGGUGAAUAUUGGCCCUAUCCAAGUCGUCUCUAGUGAGCAGGUUCAAGCUGUGUAUAAUGCAAUGAGGAGAGACGAAAGAAUGAAAUACUUCUUGUAGGUUUGAAGUGUGUAGAAUCACGGGUCUUCUCUUUUCUAUCUUCUCCAUUGCGACUAUGUAAAUUAUGCAGUGUAAGGCCACCAUUAAUUAUUAUUUAUACUUAUCUACACUAACUUCUGUUAGACACUCCUUAGACAGUGUCUUAUGCAUCUGAAGGAAUUAGUGGAUAUAUCAAAAAAUGACUUAUACGCAGAUGAUAGUUAGAUAAAGCUUAAUAUUUGUUUUAGGUGGGAUGGGAAAAUCCCUUCGUAUUUCUCUGAAGUAGAGUUGGAGUUGGUUCUAAGAUUAAUACCCAGAGAGUUGUAACUUCUUUUACAAGUGAGGGGCCAGGGUCAA